AUUGGUUCCAGCAACAUGGAGGAUGAUGUCAGCUUGAAGUUCCGUCAGCAGCUUCUGCUCAUUGAUGAAAAUCUGGUGGCUGAAGAUGUAGCAGCUUUAAAAUUUCUCUGUACUGAUUUGCUCCCCUUCAAAAAACUAGAAGGUGUGAAGUCAGCAGUGGACAUCUUUCAGCUUCUCAUGGCUGAAGAAUAUCUGAAUGAGGAAGAUACUUUCCUGCUAGCUGAACUCUUAUACAGAAUUAAAUGUCACUCCUUGCUCAAGAAACUUGGUUAUACCAAGGAUAAAGUGCAAGAAUGUCUGUGUGAGAAGGGAAGAGUGUCUCUGUACAGGCAGAUGCUGUAUGAAUUGUCAGAGAACAUUACCAAUGAGAUGUUGAAGGAGAUCAUAUUCCUCCUGCAAGACUGUCUUCCAAAGCGACGGAUAACUCUUUCUGCUCUGGAAUUGCUGAUUUUGUUGGAAAAACAAGGCCUUUUAACUGAAAACAAUGUACAGGUGCUGGAGGAAGUCUGUAUGACUGUUUCACCUGAUCUCCUGGAAACAGUAAACUGCUACAAAAGAGCAAAAGUGUCGCUGCCUCAGCACGAGAACACCCUGCCAGUCAAUGUAUCUUCACUGUCUCACACUGGAGGCAUCAGAGUAUUCACGCCCCUACAGGACACCCUGAUCAAAUCUGUCAGUUCUAACAUCAAUGAUCAUUAUGUUGAAGAGCCUGGGAGUGUUGCAUAG
Pterocles gutturalis (yellow-throated sandgrouse) is the source of this 726-nucleotide messenger RNA. Its product is annotated as caspase-10-like. Lineage: Eukaryota; Metazoa; Chordata; Aves; Pterocliformes; Pteroclidae. The transcript has 6 exons. Gene Ontology annotation, molecular function: protein binding. The coding region runs from base 16 to 726 and encodes 236 amino acids. Gene Ontology annotation, biological process: negative regulation of extrinsic apoptotic signaling pathway via death domain receptors. The record is from RefSeq and is a predicted model, not a curated record.